GCUGACAGCACAAGGAAGAAUCUCAUCUCCGGCGCCGGCGGGAUGGCCCGCCCUUCGCGGUGGUCGGCGCUGGCGGCGAGCGCGCUCAUCCAGUGCUUCGCGGGGAGCUCCUACUGCUUCGCCGUCUACUCCCCGGCGCUCAAGGCCUCCCAGUCCUACCAACAGUCCGACCUCGACGCCGUCGCCUUCUUCAAGGACCUCGGCGCCAACGCCGGCAUCCUCUCCGGACUGCUCGCCGCAUGGGCCCCCGCCGGACGCCGCCGCCCCUGGAUCGUCCUCCUCGCCGGCGCCGCUCUCUGCGCCGCCGGCUACUUCCCCAUGUGGCUCGCCGUCACGGGCGUCCCCGCGCCGCUCCCGCUCGUCUGCCUCUACAUGCUGCUCGCCGCCCAGGCGCAGACCUUCCUCAACACCGCCGAUGUCGUCACCGCCGUCGAGAACUUCCCCGAUCGCCGCGGCACAGUCAUCGGCAUCAUGAAGGGCUUUCUGGGAUUAAGCGGAGCAAUACUGGUCCAAGUAUACCGCACCCUCCAUAUUUCUCCCAGCACUUUCAUACUGAUGCUGGCUAUAUUACCGACAGCCAUCACCCUGCUGCUUAUGUAUUUUGUCGACGUCCACGGUUCACAUAAACGGUACAACAAGAAGUUCAUCGAUGCUUUCUCCCUCAUUGCCAUUACAGUUGCCGGGUAUCUAAUGAUCAUCAUAAUCUGUGACCAAGUUGUGAAGAUAAGUUCAGCUGAGCAGAGUGUUUUCUUUGUGAUACUCCUGCUGUUGGUCCUGUCUCCAGUGGCUAUUGCUGUGAAGGCGCAGAAGACCGAAUCAGCGAAGGAAGAAGAGGAAACCACAGAUGAAGAAAGAAUCAGAUUGAUUGCCGAGGAAACUAGCAGGAGUGGUGAUCGAUGUCAAGAAGUGUCAUCAGGCAAAGAAAACCUGAAUCUGGUGCAGGCCAUGGGCAAGCUGAACUUCUGGCUGCUGUUCCUGGCAAUGUCGUGCGGGAUGGGAUCAGGGCUGGCCACGGUGAACAACAUCAGCCAGAUCGGUGGGUCACUCGGGUACACGAGCAAGGAGACGAGCACACUGGUGUCACUCUGGAGCAUCUGGAACUUCUCGGGGAGGUUCGGUGCAGGCUACAUCUCCGACCACUUCCUCCGGUCGCGGGGACUCGGGCGGCCCUUCUUCAUCGGCGCGACGCUCCUGACGAUGGGCGUUGGGCACGCGGUGAUCGCCUCCGGCGUCCCGGCGUCGCUGUACAUGGGCUCGGUGCUGGUCGGGCUGUGCUAUGGUUGCCAGUGGGCGCUGAUGCCGAGCAUCACGUCGGAGAUAUUCGGGCUGAACCAUUUCGGCACCAUCUUCAACGUGGUGGCGGUGGCGAGCCCCGUGGGGUCGUACAUCCUGUCGGUGCGCGUGGUGGGUUACAUCUACGACGUGGAGUCGCCGCCGGGGAAGCGCUCCUGCUCCGGCAACCAUUGCUUCGCCUUGUCGUUCGUCAUCAUGGCAUGUGUCUGCGUCGUGGGCUCUGCUGUCGCGUUCCUGCUCUUCCUCAGGACGAGGACCUUUUAUAAACGGGUUGUCUAUGCCAGCCUGCAAUCCUUUCUAUAGACUAUCAUAUUAUCCAUGUGUUACAUUGGUAUUUUAGUUUAAAAAAAUAUCAUUAGCAUGUUAUUAAAGUAGAGCUAAUAAAAAUAGUUUGAUAUAAAUCUUAGUUAUUUUUCCGUUCAAAAAUAGGAGGGAGUUGGUGUUAUAACGUUAUAGGAGUAUAGAUAAUUACUGAACAGGUAGAGAGUUGUUGCACAUAAAUAGCCUCACACGUUAUUGACAAUAGAGUGGAUGAGUGGUUAGACUAACAAAAUGGACCUGUAUAUCAAGUGCCACCCCCGCUAGGAUCUUUUUAGUAGCAGUAGAUAAAUAGUAAUUCUUCUUUUACUUGUUGCUCGCGUUUACUUUUUGGCUAUCCAAAUCAAUAUUGUUUGUGCUGUUCGUCAGACAAGGCUACAAAUGUUUACA
Molecule: messenger RNA, 2001 nt
Organism: Oryza brachyantha (malo sina)
Lineage: Eukaryota; Viridiplantae; Streptophyta; Magnoliopsida; Poales; Poaceae
Product: protein NUCLEAR FUSION DEFECTIVE 4
Exons: 2
Coding region: 43-1596 (517 amino acids)
Biological process (GO): transmembrane transport
Cellular component (GO): membrane
Molecular function (GO): transmembrane transporter activity
Source: RefSeq, a predicted model, not a curated record